This is a messenger RNA of Cuscuta campestris, 1104 nucleotides long. NCBI's taxonomy places the organism in Eukaryota, Viridiplantae, Streptophyta, Magnoliopsida, Solanales, Convolvulaceae. The record is from the annotation of a GenBank genome assembly.
GUUAGAUGCAUUUGCUCUGCACCUCCUAUCUGGCAAGCAUAUUGGGUGCCCGAAAAUGAUGGAUACCCCAUUGUCCCUCAGUGUCAUACCUCUUACCAUAUAUACCGUGGGGCCUAAACGGUGGAUAAAAUGGUUGAGUGAAAGGGUUGGCACACCCAUGACCUGUCUACCACUGUGGAUGUGCACACAGUCAUCUCUGCUUUGUGAGUGAAGAAGUGUCUAGGGUCCGCGGCACCCGGACAAGGCCAGUGAAAGAAAACAGAGACAAAUAAAAAUAAAAGUUACUCCGUAUCUUUAUAAUACAUACAAGUUUUCUGAAGUUGCGGUGCUUGAUCAUGUAUGGUGGCUUGAAAUUCGUGGGGAAAUAAGUCCAAAGAUGCUGUCACCGGGCACCAAUUACGGGGCUUACCUUGUGUUCUCACUGAAAUCAAAUGCAUAUGGUUUUAACAACGUACCCAUAGACGCUUCAGUCGGGAUUAGCAGACAGGAGGCUAAAACAAGAACUGUUUAUCUGGGAUUCAAAAGAAGCAGGGCAGGUCCAUGUGCGCGUGUGAGGCUAUCACCUGCCGUAAUGAGACACAACACGAGCCCACCAUCAGAUGAGGAAAAUGCAAAUACUGGAUAUGUGAGGCAGAGGAGUGAUCAUUGGAUGGAAGUUGAAUUGGGGGACAUUUUGGUCACUGGUGAAGAAGAAGAAGAAUGUAUUAUUGAGAUGAGUUUUAUGGAGGUUAGGGGAGGUAAUCAGAAGAGUGGCUUAGUUGUGCAAGGGAUUGAGAUCAGGCCCAAAGAGGCUAUGUCUUCAUAGUGUUUAGAACUCUAGCUUAAAAGACAUUUAUCUUAGUCUCAUUACAUGGACUGCAUAUUUGCAGAAAAAGAAGAGGAAGAAGAAGAUUGAAGAAAAUAGGAUGAAGUCCAUUCUAGUGGAUCUUAUUAGUGUUAGUGUCUCCAAGUUUGCUUGAGAAAUUAUUGGUGGCACAAUGAUGGGAGUACUCUCUUGGUCGAUGUAGUGGCGUAAAACUUAGUGGUUAGUGGAUGAUAAUGUAUUUCUUGUUUAGAGUAGGCCACAUGUUUCAUUUAUUUAGUAAAUAAUUAGUUUUUGCUUAG